CUGAAGAACACGGUCUUGGCCUGGUCCUUGUUACACAUUCCAAAAAUACAACACUAACCCUUGAAUUGCAAAAUGCAAGGGGAGCCAAACCCAAGUGCUUCCCUUAUUGACAGAACCAUCAAGAUGAGAAGAGAAACAGAAGCUAGGAAAGUGGUUUUAGCCUGGGGACUCCUAAAUGUGUCUAUGGCUGGAAUGAUAUAUACUGAAAUGACUGGAAAAUUGAUUAGUUCUUAUUAUAAUGUGACAUAUUGGCCCCUCUGGUAUAUAGAGCUUGCCCUUGCAUCUCUCUUCAGUCUAAACGCCUUAUUUGAUUUUUGGAGGUAUUUCAAAUACACUGUGGCACCAACAAGUCUGGUUGUUAGCCCUGGACAGCAAACACUUUUAGGGUUGAAAACAGCUGUUGUACAGACUACUCCUCCACGUGAUCUGGCAGCAGCCCAAAUCCCUCCCUCUCCACCUUCUUCAAUUCAGGGUCAGAGUGUGUUAAGUUAUAGCCCAUCUCGCUCACCCAGUACCAGCCCCAAGUUCACCACCAGCUGUAUAACUGGAUAUAGCCCUCAGCUGCAGGGUCUGUCGUCAGGUGGCAGUGGCUCUUACAGCCCCGGAGUGACCUACUCACCCAUCAGUGGUUAUAACAAGCUGGCAAGCUAUAGUCCCUCUCCUUCUUCUCCGUAUCCUACCACUGUUGGUCCAGUGGAGAGCAGUGGAUUGAGAUCUCGCUACCGUUCCUCACCCACCGUCUACAACUCCCCUACUGACAAAGAAGACUACAUGACCGACCUGCGAACCUUGGAUACUUUCCUUAGAAGUGAAGAAGAAAAACAGCAUAGAGUUAAGCUGGGAAGCCCAGAUUCUACGUCGCCGUCCACCAGUCCUACUUUCUGGAACUACAAUCGUUCUGUGGGGGAUUAUGCACAGACUUUGAAGAAGUUUCAGUAUCAGCUUGCCUGUAGGUCUCAGGCGCCAUGUGCUAACAAAGAUGAAGCCGAUCUCAGCUCUAAACAAGCUGCAGAGGAGGUUUGGGCAAGAGUAACUAUGAAUAGACAACUUCUUGAUCAUAUGGAUUCAUGGACAGCUAAGUUCAGAAAUUGGAUCAAUGAGACAAUAUUAGUGCCGCUUGUGCAAGAGAUUGAGUCUGUCAGCACGCAGAUGAGGCGAAUGGGUUGUCCAGAGCUGCAAAUAGGAGAGGCUAGUAUUACUAGCUUGAAACAGGCUGCUUUAGUCAAAGCUCCACUCAUUCCAACUCUGAAUACAAUCGUGCAGUAUCUAGACCUCACUCCAAAUCAGGAAUACUUGUUUGACAGGAUCAAAGAACUUUCUCAGGGAGGCUGUAUGAGCUCAUUUCGAUGGAAUAGAGGUGGAGACUUUAAAGGUCGCAAGUGGGAUACAGACCUGCCCACGGAUUCUGCUAUCGUCAUGCAUGUAUUUUGCACCUACCUUGAUUCCAGAUUACCUCCACAUCCUAAAUAUCCUGAUGGAAAAACAUUUACUUCUCAGCACUUUGUUCAGACACCAAAUAAACCAGAUGUGACAAAUGAGAACGUUUUCUGCAUUUAUCAGAGUGCUGUCAACCCUCCCCAUUAUGAGCUCACCUACCAGCGCCAUGUCUACAAUCUUCCAAAGGGCCGAAAUAAUAUGUUUCAUACACUGUUGAUGUUCCUCUACAUUAUAAAAACCAAAGAGUCAGGAAUGCUUGGGAGAGUUAAUCUUGGCCUCUCUGGUGUGAAUAUUUUGUGGAUUUUUGGAGAGUAGUGGAUAAUUUAAUUCCAAACAUUUGGACUUCAUUUGACUGAAUCUAAGCAUCUGAGUCACUGCCUGUUCUGAAAUAAGAUACUAUGUGUAUGUUACAAACUCUUUAGAUGUAACAGAAAAUAGCUAGUGUGAAACAUAUUCUACACCAAGAAAAAUUACCUUCAAUUUUUUAUCAUUUCAGAAAAAACUACAACUCUUCAGAUUUUUGUUGACACAAAACAGUGUGGUUACCCCUUAAUUAAUUUGAGUACUUCUUCAUUGUAACCGCCAAAUAAGAAUCAUUCACCGUAUUGUUCCCCACAAAAUUGUUUUUUCAAUUGAAUUAUUUAGUAUAAAUAAUUAAAAAGAAACAAGCAAAUUGCUCAUUUUUUUUAAUGUCUAUAUUUCCCCAGUGUUUGGCAAAUGAG
Molecule: messenger RNA, 2159 nt
Organism: Budorcas taxicolor (takin)
Lineage: Eukaryota; Metazoa; Chordata; Mammalia; Artiodactyla; Bovidae
Gene: TMEM209
Product: transmembrane protein 209
Exons: 16
Coding region: 73-1752 (559 amino acids)
Cellular component (GO): membrane
Source: RefSeq, a predicted model, not a curated record